UUUGAAGAGGUGCAAACAAGGUUUGCCGGCUUUCAGAGAGACUAUGCCCAGUCGAGAGACCAUGGAAGACUUUGAAAACCGUGAGCCAUACAAAUAUCUACAAUUUUCAUAUUUUGAACCAAUCAGACGUGGACUUGAUUUUGUAUUUUGGAUCAUUGUCUUGCUGCAUACCUCAAUUACGCUUCAGCUUCAGCUCACAUAGACAGACGAGCGGACAUUCUCCUGAAGAAUGUUAUGGUGUAAAGCAGAAUUCAUGGUUCCUUCAAUAAAGGCAAGUUGUCCAGGUCCCGAGGCAGCAAAGCAUCCAUCACACCAUUUAGCCAGCAGCCAUACCACCAUGCACCCUGCUCCUGCUGAACGCCUAAAGUUAAAAAAGUGUGGGCUUGGUUAGUAUUUGCUUGGGAGACUGGUUAGUUGCUUCUGGAAGUUGUGUUGGUGGGCAAGCAGGGGGCAGUCCUCCCUCUGGUGAAAUAAAAAACCCCAAUGCCCCAGUUUAGUGAUGGGGGCACUGUGUUGUUGGAGAUGCCGUCUAUCAGAUGCGAUGUUAAACCAAGGUCCUGACUCACUGUGGUCAUUAAAGACCUCAUGACGCUUGUUGCACAAGUGUAGGGGGUUCCCCGAUGUCCUGGCUAAAUUCCCAACCUUGCUCAAACUUGCCACCUAAUUAUCCCCUGAUUUAAUUGGCUAAAAAAUGUUCUCUCCCUCUCCACCUUAGCUAAUGUGUGGUGAGUGUUCUGGCACAAAAUGGCUGCUGUGCAUCACCCGGGUGGGUCCUACACAUUGGUGGUGGGUGAGUCCAAUGACAUGGCGAAGGCUAUAGCAGCUACUCAGACCUUUAUGCUGAAGCAGCCUGAAGAUAAGAUGAUGAAGAGGAACAUGGACUACUACAGGAGCCUGCCAGGAUCCCAGGAGCACCUGCGCAACCUGGAAACAAGGUCCUAUGAGGCACCGUUCCUCAGGGCUGUACGAGCCCACAAUGCGGAGAACUACAGGCGCGUCGUGUCGGACAUGGAGCUGGCCCUCAGCGACUUUCUCAAGGCCUAUGACAGCUGCCUGGCUGCCUCUGAGGGCUCCAGAGAAAUCCUUGACUUCAAAGACUUUUAUGCCUCCAUAGCCGACCAUUACACAGAAACAUUGAAGCGGAAAGUCAAGUGCGAAAGUGAACUCACUCCAGUUGUGGGUGGAUUUGUCAUCGAGAAGUUUGUGGCAACAAUGUAUCACUACUUACAGUUUGCAUAUUAUAAGUUGAAUGACACGAAGAAGGCAGUGCCAUGUGUGGCCAGCUACAUGUUGUUUGACCCCAGUGAUAAGGUCAUGAAAAGCAACCUGGCUUACUACCAGCUUCACAAAGACAAAUGGGGUCUCACCGAGGAAGACUUCAGACCCAGGGCUGAAGCGGUGCGAUACUUUAAUCAGACCACGAUGCAGCUGGAGAUGUUGCAGUUUUCACAGCAGCACCUGCAGGAUGAUGAUGAGAUGGAAAUUAAAGGAUACUGGUCUCACGGCCUUGAAACAGAGCAGGACUGGUCUGAUGCACAGUUUGCAGGGGAGGGCAACUAUGAAGAGGGAAUCUACGCCUCGCAUUACUACAAGCAGCAGCCCAAACAGAAAGGAGAUCUGGGAGAGUGACCUUUGACCUUUGCACCCAGUACAAAUGAGAGUCCAAAAGUGGUUGUAGGGCGGCCGGUAGUGAGCUGUUACAUAAACAAAGUGUUUAAUCACUCCAAGGAAAGACAUGGUAUACAUUUCAUAUAGUCCCGUCAAGUGUGUUGGUCAUCAUGUAUGGUAAAGACCAAAAACACAGGCCUGAAAUAUUGAGUGUACUGAGUCAUCUUUAAAGGUUCACUGUUAAACUCAGGACUACAUUUACAAGUGUGUUAGGUCAUCAUACUUCUAAACACAGGCCUACACAGAUGUAGGGCAGCAUGUACAGUAUGUAGUAUUUCAUGUACGAAGGGCAGUUAAAUAAAUGCUUUAUCUUUCUCAAGGUAUGCUGGCAUUCCUAGGGGCAGAUUUGAGGCCAACAGUUUUUGUGUUUGUCUGUGUCCCCAUGGAAGUAGUCAUGCUUAUUAAGCGCAUAUGCUAUUUAAAUAUUUAUUCUUGUGGGGUCAUAAGAUAAGCCAUCCAGAGCAUUAUAAUAAAGAACCCCAACUUUGUCAUUUGAUCAAAAAAUAUUACUACUAGACACAUUAGUAUCCUGUUCAAGAGCAAUGAAAGCAGCUUGUCAGCAUGAGAGACAUUUCUUGUGAAAUUUUAGAAUAAUUUUGGAUUACUGAUUUGUUGUGUUUUAAUUGUAUGAUGAUGUAUUAUAAAUUAAAGUUUUUCCAAAAAAUUGCCUGCUUCU
Messenger RNA from Anguilla rostrata (American eel), 2344 nucleotides. Its product is annotated as cartilage-associated protein-like. The coding region runs from base 745 to 1629 and encodes 294 amino acids. NCBI's taxonomy places the organism in Eukaryota, Metazoa, Chordata, Actinopteri, Anguilliformes, Anguillidae. The transcript is spliced from 8 exons. Gene Ontology annotation, cellular component: endoplasmic reticulum. Gene Ontology annotation, biological process: peptidyl-proline hydroxylation to 3-hydroxy-L-proline; collagen fibril organization. The record is from RefSeq and is a predicted model, not a curated record. Gene Ontology annotation, molecular function: protein binding; collagen binding.